Aspergillus novofumigatus IBT 16806 is the source of this 1656-nucleotide messenger RNA. RefSeq names its product putative integral membrane protein Pth11-like. The transcript has 6 exons. Bases 497 to 1486 code for a protein of 329 amino acids. The record is from RefSeq and is a predicted model, not a curated record. NCBI's taxonomy places the organism in Eukaryota, Fungi, Ascomycota, Eurotiomycetes, Eurotiales, Aspergillaceae.
CUGUCAACCAUGACACGCAUCGAUAAAGAACUUCUCUAUUUAUGCUUUGCGCUCGGUCGUUCGAUUCUCGUAGUGAUCAACAUCAGAUCAUUUCCCCCAAGUUAUUGCCAGAGUUCCUAACCCCUCCAGAUUGCGAAGACGCCGCAAUUCUGGUGCCAGAUCGGCCACCCGCAAACUCGGUGAACAGGUCUAUGGGACAAACAUAAUGCUAGCGUGUCAAUAAUGUGAUGUGUGAGCGACCGAAUAUUGAAACUUUCGGGCCCUGCAAAGCUUGAUAGAGAAAGAGGAAGAAUGUGACCGAUCUGGCAGCGAUGACUGCCGAGUAUCUAUCUGUCCAGGGAAACAUUUAAUAUGCAGCACCGUUGCCAUCGUCGAGAUGGCUCUGGUGAUUUCAAAUAGUUGCAGCCACCUUGCUCGUUCUUCAACGGUUCAUUCAUUCUAAUCCUCGUUUCUUUCCUUUAACGCUUUUGCAGAACCUUCGCACAGACUGCCCGCCAUGUCACUCGAUCAGGUCUCCGGCAAUGGCACUCAAGGCGACUUUGAGCAUCCAAAUCAGAAUCUGCGCCGAUCUAUUAUCAUUGCGCUGUACUUCGCCUUCAUUCUGUCCACAGCUGCAGUUGUUUUGCGCCUGGUGGCGAGAAAGAUCAAUGGAACGAGGUUGUACCUCGAUGAUUAUCUGAUUCUCGUGGCCUUGUUGUUCAAAUACGGAUGCUCAAUAGGAGUGACCAUUCUCCUGUUCAAUGGCUUAGGAUCGCAUAUAGACAUGAUUCCCGAGAAGAACCUGGAGGCUUACUACCAGAUCGGAUGGUCCAACUCGUUCGUGUACACCGGAUGUAUCCUCUUCAUCAAGCUCUCGAUUCUUGCCUUAUACAAACGGCUCUUCUCCGUUCCUCGCAUGAUUAUCGUCGCCAAUGCCAUCGCGGCGUUUGUCAUCCUCUGGGCUCUAGGUAUAUUCCUGGUCGGUGCCUUGAUGUGUUUGCCGGUCCAGAAGUUCUGGAAGCCUUCGAUCGAGGGAUCGUGCAUCGACUCGGCCAGUUUCUAUUACGGACAGCAGAUUCCGAAUAUUUUGACGGACCUGAUCAUUCUCAUUAUGCCAUUGAAGAUUGUUUGGGCUCUACCGAUCUCAAAGACGCAGAGACUUUUGCUUUCCGGGGUCUUCAUGGUCGGAGGACUGACAUUGAUCUUCGAUAUUGUACGAUUGGUGGCUAUGAUCGAGUUCACGAAAGCUGGGCCCGAUAUCACCUACAACCAAAUCCCCGUUGUUGUCUGGACGUGCAUCGAAGCGGCAGUAGGCAUCACUGCUGCGUGUCUUCCCAACCUGAAGCCUCUAUUCAAAGUCACCCACCGUCAAUUCUGGUCUCGGAUCGGAUCGCAGUCCAAGGAGGAGAAUUUCAGAAGAUCCCACGGGCUGUCGGAUGCCACCACUCUUUACGCUUAUGCCACUCAGACUCAGUACAGUCAUCACACUGAAUGCACCAAAGCAUAGUCUUUAGUGUUCCUGUCUCUGUCUUUUUUUCGUCUUUCCCUUGCGGUUUAUUUCAUUGCCGAGAAAAGCCGUACUCACCUUUCGUUCACUUCCCUUCUCUUCAUUGAUAUAUACUUUUCCAAUCAUCAUCAUGUACAAACUAUACCAAAUGGCUGUUUGAUAAAUACAGU